UAGUUCUAUAUUUGGCUUAAAUAUUUGCCUCUGAAAAGAAAAGUUUUAGGCCAAUCGGGCCAAUCCACGCGAAUAAGAAUCGUAAUCUCGAAUCCAAUUAUAUUCUGUUGAAUAGAUAUUCUUCUUUUUAUUUCAGCUCGAUCAGUAUUAAUAUGGGAAUGUUAAAUACGACAAAAAAAAUUAACAGCCAAUUUUAUUCUUAGUUACGCAAUGAAACCCUGAAGAAUUGAAGAUAAUCAGUCUCUACUCUUGAUUAACGUUAGAAGACAUCGAAAGAAAGGAUUUAUCACCCCACAAAAACUAAACGCUAUGUUUCACUACAUCAAGAGGCUUCUAACUUUCCUAAUUUCGUUGAUUAAGAAAAUCUGCAGAAAGAACCACAAAGACACUCCUUUGCUGCCGAGUGCUUUAAAGUCAAACAGCAAAUUCGAUAAAGGAGAUGAGAAGUGGGAUGACUGGGAGCCUAUGACUGGUGUACAAAUAGAUAAGAAAAACGAAGAAACAGAAGAGGAACCUCCCCAAGUAGAUUUCUUCGCGGACAUGGUCCCCGAGUUCAAGCAACCAGCUCAGAUAAGGAUAAGGAGUACCAGUAAUGACGUAGUACCACAAACCUCAGCCAGUUCUAGGCUUACUGUUGAUACUAGCUUUGAUGUAGGACUAGUAGCUGGAGGAGUAGGACUGGGAGAGCUUGCAGACUCGGAACCAGGGGGCUGGGGAGAGGACGAGACUCUUGAUGAUUCAGAGAUUAUCGCUGUUAAGAAUGAAGCUACCAAGAAGAAAAGAGCCUCGGAAAGGGAAAAGCGACGGAAAGAAAAGGAACGUUCUAGUAAAUUAUCCUGAGAAUCUGUCCAGAAAGGGGCAGAUUGUUAUAUUUUUGCAUGAAUUUCAGACUUGAAAAUAUAUUUAAUAUUUUUAACAGCUUUAUAUGAGGAUCCAACUGGUUUGGUUUUUGGAUUGAUUGAAAGUUGUGGGGGUAUUUAAUCUUGUGAAUACUGCACUGUGUUUGAGUAUUAUUGGGUAAACCAUUUGUAUAA
Molecule: messenger RNA, 1034 nt
Organism: Bolinopsis microptera
Lineage: Eukaryota; Metazoa; Ctenophora; Tentaculata; Lobata; Bolinopsidae
Exons: 3
Coding region: 310-840 (176 amino acids)
Cellular component (GO): secretory granule
Source: RefSeq, a predicted model, not a curated record